Sclerotinia sclerotiorum 1980 UF-70 is the source of this 240-nucleotide messenger RNA. RefSeq lists its product with no specific name. The record is from RefSeq and is a predicted model, not a curated record. Bases 1 to 240 code for a protein of 79 amino acids. The transcript is spliced from 2 exons. Lineage: Eukaryota; Fungi; Ascomycota; Leotiomycetes; Helotiales; Sclerotiniaceae.
AUGAACUUCCUGAUGCAGCGGAAUGAGGCAAAAGGGAAGGUGGGUAGAAGGAGGGGAGGUGAACUGGAUGGGAAGUGGAAGGCGGAAGAGGAGAGUGGGAGGAAAGCGGGAAGGGGGAAAGAGGGAAAGGAGGGAGGGGAGAUUAGAGAGUGGAAGGGAAGAGUAAGAGUGGAAGGGGAGAGGAAGAGUGGAAGGGGAGAGGAAGAGUGGAAGGGAAAAAGGAGAGGAAUGCGUGGGUGA